Aspergillus campestris IBT 28561 is the source of this 486-nucleotide messenger RNA. RefSeq lists its product as uncharacterized. The record is from RefSeq and is a predicted model, not a curated record. Lineage: Eukaryota; Fungi; Ascomycota; Eurotiomycetes; Eurotiales; Aspergillaceae. The transcript has 2 exons. Bases 1 to 486 code for a protein of 161 amino acids.
AUGAGCACCCGGGAUUUCUACACCGUCGCCCACGAAACCCUCCAAUGCAUCUACAGCAGCGUGGAAGUCGCCCAGGUCGCGCACGCCCGAAUCCAAGCCCACAAAGCCACCGACGGCGCUAGCGACGAGGGCGAAGCAGAGCUAGCGGCUGUCAUCCACGGUCUAGAACGCCUGAUAGAUCAGUUCGAGUUUCGCCUGGACACUGAGAUUGGAGACACUCCGAUGGCGAUAAGGCUGAAGACGACCUUGAGGGGCAUUCGAGAUCUGCUGGAAACCUUGAGACCGUCCCCGGUGCUGGAGGAUUUGUGCGCUUCUUUGGAGCAGUUGGGUGUUGAGAGGGAUGACAGGACCACCGGAGAACACCGAAAGAUAGAGUAUGCUACGACUGCGAAGCGUGGUAUUGAGAUGCGUGCCAGGGACAGAAGGAAGAUCAUGGACGCCACCAACCGAUGCUCAGGGAGCUUUGAGGAUAACAUAGUUGAUUGA